UCACAAUUUGUAGGUAGUACAAGAACUGAAAAAUAAUUUUUGGUUGCCAGUAUACCUGUAGUCGUUGCACUGAUCAGUCGAUAGUUUUGUGAUAAAUUAUUUCUCAAGUGAAUUAAAUUAUUAACCAUGGGACGUGAUUCUAGAAAGGUUUCAAGAGAACUUCGGAGUUCUGAAAAAAUUAAUAAGUCGCGUUCAGUCAAAAGAAAGAAUGUUUUUAAUCCGAAAACAGCCGAACGUGAUGAAAGUAUUCAGAGUACAUCUUCUAAAAAAUUAAAACAAAACACUGAAGAUGAUGUACCUGAAGACAGCAGUACUGAAUUUCGAAUAAUAAAUUUUAUUCAGGUAUUCACUGCAAUUUCUGCUCUUAUAAAAUGUAAAAAAUGUGAUGGAAAUGUAGUGUUUCAAACAGCAAGUACACGUGGGCUGGGAUUCAAAAUUGUAGUUGCAUGUAAUAACUGUGGAAAUGAAUAUAUUCCUUCCUGUUCUUUCGUUGGGCAUUCUUAUGAAAUAAACAGACGUUUCAUUUUUGUAAUGAGAAUACUAGGAAUAGGAUACGAAGGAUUGUGCAAGUUUUGCGGCCUGAUGGACAUGCCGUCUUUUUUAGAUAAAUCUACGCAUACAAUUUUACUGAAACAGAUUUUGAAUUGUAGUAAAGCCGUCGCAGAAACCUUCAUGACGAAAGCUGUGAAUGAAGAAAAGCAAGCAAUGCCAACAACUGAAAAUGAAGAUAUAAAUCAUCUAACUGUAUCGGGAGAUGGAACCUGGCAAAAACGGGGAUAUACAUCGUCAUUUGGAGUUUCUUCUAUAAUUGGCUAUUUUACUGGAAAGAUUCUUGACAUAAACAUUAAAAGUGCAUAUUGUAAGCUAUGUGAGUAUUGGAAAAAAAAAACAAAUACUGUUGAGUUCGAGGAAUGGUAUCAAUCGCAUGAAGAUGUGUGUUCUGCUAAUCAUCAAGGGUCUUCUGGGAAAAUGGAGGUGGAUGCGAUGGUCGAAAUGUUUUCGUAUUCUGAAACUAAAUAUGGAGUUAAGUAUGCCAACUAUAUUGGUGAUGGUGACUCCAAGACCUAUUCAGGAAUUAUAAAAUCAGAUCCUUACGAAAAUACAACUGUAAAUAAAAAGGAAUGUAUAGGGCAUGUCCAAAAGCGGAUGGGGAGUCGAUUACGUACGCUGAAGAGUAAACAAAAAGGUCUUGGUGGUCGAGGUAAGCUCACAGGAAAAUUAAUAGACAAACUAACUGUGUACUAUGGUUUAGCAAUACGCCGGCAUUGUGAUUCUAUUGAAAAUAUGAAAUCUGCUAUAAUGGCAACCUUUUAUCACUACGGCUCGAGUGAUGAAAAACCGAAUCAUGAUAUGUGUCCAAAAGGCGAAGAAUCUUGGUGCUCUUACCAGCGCGCUGAAGCAAGAGGAGAGCUUGAUACCUUUUCUCACGAUUAUUCUCCUUUACCUUCUGAUGUUUUAAAAGCUAUCAAGCCUAUAUACGAAGAUCUUAGUAAUGAAAAUUUACUUUCAAGAUGUGUAGGUGGAUUCAAUCAGAAUAAUAAUGAAAGCUUUAACCAACUAGUAUGGAAAAUAUGCCCAAAAACGUCUUGAUGAAUACACUAGGACUUAAUUGUGGGCCUAAUUCUCAUCGGUAUGCAGAAAGAAUGGAUGCUGCACGUAUCAAAGUAGCAGAUAAGCGCGCUAAUGAUAACACCCGAGAAGGUCGAUUGCAACGUAGGCACCAGCAAAUCGAUAUUUUGGAAGCUGCUAUGUCGGCUGAAGAGCUAUUAUAUGGUCCAGGAAUAGAUGACUCAGUAUGAAUCUCCAAGGACUUAUGAUGAUCACCGCAAAGGACUUCGGGAGGAACGGGCUCUACAAAAACAGCGAUAACUUUUUGAAUUAUUAAUUUUUUUUUUUGAAAUUUUCGUGAAGUCAAAUCGAAACGUGUUCUAAUAAAGCUAUGUUUUUAUUUUUGUCAAAUAAAGUAAUUAACUACAAAAAAAAAAUUAUUGAAAAUCAUCAUUUUUUCAUACCCCUGAG
Messenger RNA from Microplitis mediator, 2019 nucleotides. RefSeq lists its product as uncharacterized. The transcript is spliced from 3 exons. The record is from RefSeq and is a predicted model, not a curated record. The coding region runs from base 127 to 1590 and encodes 487 amino acids. NCBI's taxonomy places the organism in Eukaryota, Metazoa, Arthropoda, Insecta, Hymenoptera, Braconidae.